AUGUCUGCUGGAGGGGACUUCGGAAACCCUUUGAGGAGAUUCAAGCUGGUGUUCUUGGGGGAGCAGAGCGUUGGAAAGAUGUCUUUGAUCACCAGAUUCAUGUAUGACAGUUUUGAUAACACCUACCAGGCAACAAUUGGCAUUGACUUUUUAUCAAAAACAAUGUAUUUGGAAGAUGGAACAAUCAGGCUGCAGCUGUGGGAUACUGCGGGUCAGGAACGUUUCCGUAGCCUCAUUCCCAGUUACAUCCGUGAUUCCGCUGCAGCCAUAGUAGUUAACGAUAUAACAAAUGUAAACUCACUCCAGCAAACCACAAAAUGGAUUGAUGAUGUCAGAACGGAAAGGGGAAGUGAUGUCAGCAUUAUGCUAGUGGGAAAUAAAACUGAUCUUGCUGACAAGAGGCAAGUAUCUAUUGAGGAGGGAGAGAGGAAAGCCAAAGAGCUGAAUGUUAUGUUUAUUGAAACCAGUGCAAAAGCAGGAUAAAAUGUAAAACAGCUUUUCCAACGUGUGGCCGCAGCCUUGCCUGGAAUGGAGAGCACAGAGGACAAAAGUAGAGAAGACAUGAUUGACAUAAAACUGGAAAAGCCUCAGGAGCCACCAGUCAAUGAAGGAGGCUGUUCCUGCUAAUACCAUAUGGCUUCUUGAAUCCUUCCCCAGAACCUCACUGCUUUUGCCCCCUUAUUCUUCAUUGACUGCAGUGUGAAUAUUGGCUUGAACCUUCCCCCUUCAGU
Messenger RNA from Gracilinanus agilis (Agile Gracile Mouse Opossum), 731 nucleotides. RefSeq names its product ras-related protein Rab-6A-like. The transcript has a single exon. Gene Ontology annotation, molecular function: GTPase activity; GTP binding. Lineage: Eukaryota; Metazoa; Chordata; Mammalia; Didelphimorphia; Didelphidae. The record is from RefSeq and is a predicted model, not a curated record.